This is a messenger RNA of Asparagus officinalis (garden asparagus), 948 nucleotides long. Its product is annotated as protein FAR1-RELATED SEQUENCE 5-like. Bases 1 to 948 code for a protein of 315 amino acids. The record is from RefSeq and is a predicted model, not a curated record. Gene Ontology annotation, molecular function: zinc ion binding. The transcript has 2 exons. Gene Ontology annotation, biological process: regulation of DNA-templated transcription. NCBI's taxonomy places the organism in Eukaryota, Viridiplantae, Streptophyta, Magnoliopsida, Asparagales, Asparagaceae.
AUGAGGAGCGUGUUUUGGGCUGAUGGGAGAUCAAGAUCUUCUUACUUAAGUUUUGGAGAUGUAGUGGUGUUCGACGUCACAUAUAAAACCAAUCAUUUGAGCCUACCGUUUGCUCCAUUCACAGGUGUAAAUCAUCAUCGGCAAUCCAUUCUCUUUGGUUGUGCGUUACUUGCAGAUGAGCAAGAGGAUACCUUUAUUUGGUUGUUCACCCAAUGGCUAAAAUGCAUGCAUGGGGUUGCACCAAAAGCAAUUAUCACCGAUCAAGAUGCACAAAUAGGAGGAGCUAUCAAACAAUGGUACCGAGCUAGCACUAUUCACGCUUGUGAGGAACGAUGGAAGAUUUUGAAGGAGAAAUUUAAUAUAGAUGAGAAUAUAGAUAGUUGGCUGAUAAGGAUGUAUAGAUUGCGUGCACAUUGGGUGGAUGCAUAUUUGAAAGAUAUGUUUUGGGCAGGAAUGACAACUAGUCAGAGAAGUGAAAGUAUUAAUGCAUUUUCUGAUGGUUAUGUAAAUACAAAAACUAGGCUUGUCGACUUUGUAUGCCAAUACGACAAAGCCUUAGCAAAUCGCCGUGCAUCUGAAUCUCGAGAAGACUUUAUGACAUUGAAUAUUGUGCCUGCAAUGUUGCUUCGACAUCCAAUUGAAGUGCAAGUUAGCAAGUUAUAUACUAGGGGGAUCUUCAAAAUGUUCCAAGAUGAGCUUACUAAUGGGUUAUCACUUUUUCAUGAAGAAAUGCUAAAGGAGGAGACAAAAAUAAUUUAUCUAGUUGGUGAUUUUUCUGAAGAAAGAGAGAAAUGGGAAGAAGUUACAUAUGACAAAUCUAGAGAGCUUAAGUUCAAAUGCUCUUGUGCACUUUUUGAAACCGAUGGGAUCCUUUGUAGGCAUAUAUUGCAUAUCAUAUGGCUUCUUCAGUUGACAGCUAUUCCUGAUAAUUAUAUAUUGCAUAGAUGA